AUGAACGGCGAUGAUAUCUUACUUAAGCCGAGUGCCGAGACGAUGUCCCGCAGCACCACGGGAGACGUGAUGCCGCAAACCGAAGCGCGGGCGUACGCCCUUUCGCUUCCUCCCGCGCAGAGAAGCGAGAUCAGCGGAUGCUACUGCCUGAAAUGCGUCCCUUGCGGGUCGUUUCCCGUCGCGGCGCACUGCGUUUGCGGCGGUUCUUCGCUUUGCUGGGGGUGUGGAACGACUCCCUUCGCGUGCUUCGCGAUCCCGAUGCCUUUCAUAGACCCAUACUUCAGGAGCAUCAAGCGAGACUGCGUUGUGAUGGUCGUCAACGCGGAGGACCAAACUCUGGCGUGCUACCCCGGUGAACAAGCCGAGGAUCCCAUCUGCAUUUGGUCAAAGCUGUGGUGA
Molecule: messenger RNA, 399 nt
Organism: Micromonas commoda
Lineage: Eukaryota; Viridiplantae; Chlorophyta; Mamiellophyceae; Mamiellales; Mamiellaceae
Exons: 1
Coding region: 1-399 (132 amino acids)
Source: RefSeq, a predicted model, not a curated record